AUGGUCAUGGAGCAUGACGAGCUGUGUGUGCUCGUCGCUGCUGCACCACGUCCAUCUGUGCAAGCUUCGCACUCAUUGUGGAGUGGUCUGGCCCCACGCGCGAUGCCCGACAUAGUCGACGUGAAGGAACUACGCAAUGAGGAUGUCCCAUGGUGCGGAGCGGUCCGCAAGGAGCAGGAGCAUGUGCGGGUCGAUGUCCAUAUCGCCAGUGUGCAGGUAUUCAACAUUGGACGAGUUGUACGGGAAGCGUAUGCUGGGCGUGAACAUGCUGGGGAAGACGUCUGA
Molecule: messenger RNA, 285 nt
Organism: Sparassis crispa
Lineage: Eukaryota; Fungi; Basidiomycota; Agaricomycetes; Polyporales; Sparassidaceae
Exons: 1
Coding region: 1-285 (94 amino acids)
Source: RefSeq, a predicted model, not a curated record